GGGCUUGGCUGUUCUCUAGGAAGUAUUGCACUUCAUCCACUUGUACCCGUGCUGUGGCAUAUUUGCAAUCAAGCCAGGAAGGUCAGAAAUCUUUGCAGUUGGAGUGCUGUUAACUACCAUCACAGAAAUGGUUUCCAUCGCAACAGAAAACGUUACUCAACUUUACAACAUUAUGACCACCCAGGAGCUCAGAAUCAAUCCGGCAGGUUUCAACAAUACUUCAGGAGUGCAUCAACCGAAUGGAUCUGGAUGCAUCAAUUCAGAUGCAUGGAACUGGCUAUACACUUUUCAGCCUGGUUUCCUCUGGUUUAUAUUUAUUCUGGGAGCAAUAGAAAAUGGCUUUGUUCUCAGUGUCCUUUGUUUCCACAAGAGUCGCUGCACUGUGGCUGAAAUUUACUUAUCAAACAUGGUACUUGCUGACCUAAUGUUAGUCUGUGUCUUGCCUUUCUGGGCCAUUAAUAUUUCUAAUAAGUUUGAAUGGCCUUUUGGCCUAUUCCUCUGUAAAGCUGUCAACACAAUUAGUUACAUGAAUUUUUAUUCUAGCAUUUAUUUUCUGACACUAGUAAGCAUCGACCGCUAUCUGGCCUUGGUGAAAACCAUGUCUCUUGGACGGAUGCGACGAACUGCCUGUGCGAAAUGGAAUAGCUUCAUAGUCUGGAUGUGUGCAUUGCUCAUAUGUUUACCUACAAUAAUGUUCCGAAAUUUACGGUAUUUCAAAGAAUACAACAUCACAGCCUGUUCUCUUGAGUAUCCAAGCACCUACUGGCACCCUGCAAACAACUUCUUGCUUAAUAUUGUGGGCUUUGUGAUCCCACUCUGUGUAAUUACCUAUUGCACCAUUCAGAUCAUCAAAGCCUUACGAAGUAAUGAGUUACAAAAACUCAAGUUAAUCCAGACAGAGAGAAGAGCCACCGUGCUGGUCCUUGCUGUGCUUUUGGUGUUUAUCAUUUGCUGGCUUCCAUUCCAGAUCAGCACUUUCAUUGAGACAGUCUCUUACCUCACAGACACUUUCCAAUGCCUUGAAGACAUCAAUGAAAUAGUGACCCAGAUUGCAACAUACUGCUCCUUUAGCAACAGCUGCUUGAACCCAGUCCUGUAUGUUAUUGUAGGGAAGCACUUCCAGAGAAAGGCUGUGGAAUUCUAUAAGGACUUACUCCCAAAGAGGUGCAGAAAAUCACAAUCUGUGCAAAAAGAAAACUCCCUGGACACUUUAAGAACUUCGAUUUCCAGUGAAUGCCCAAGGAAAAAGUCUGUUUUCCCGUUAUCACAAUAGCACACUGUUCAUUACAGAAAAAAAAACUAACAUUUGAGCCUCUACUAAUAUCCAUCUGCUAUGGGUCCUCGGCAUAAAUGUGUGAUAGUAUUCUUCAUUUGUGAGGAACUAAUGGUUUGAUCUUAAUGCAAACUCCAUUUAGUCACCUGCUUCUACUGCUGUUGGACAUGUGUUGUGGUUGCAGCAUACAUUGUGGCAUAUUUACAUUUUCAUGACUGAAUUAUACUAGCUGGCUUCAUUAUUUGAAAUGUUUGUAUUUCUAAUGAAUAUAAGUGCUUGAAUGCACAUACAGUUCUCUGAAUAGAGUCCCAGGAUAGGAGCUAUUGUCAGGAUUGUGUGACUACUUAUGGUACCCAUAUAUUUUUGAUAGGAGAGACUCACAGUUAAAUAAGUUUCUGGGAAUCCUGUAGGGAUGUUAUUCAAAUUGAUUUUUAGGAGUUGCCAUCUUCCAUGCCAUUUUCCUUCUUUGCUCAGUCAUCCAGAACAAUUUUAUUUGAUUAACAAACUGUGCCAUUUUGCAACUGCUCUACCUCUGCUAAGCAGAGGUUUGUGUCAGCUUUUAUGUUAGGAGCUUAAUAAAGGUAGUGGAAGGAAGGCUGCAGCCAGCUUCCUAAAGGUAGCUGAGUUUUCUUUGUAGCAGGAGAGUGUUUACCCCUUCUGCAAAGUUGCUGUAUUUACUAUGAAGAGCUCCCUUUGGGUGAGCGAAUGUUGCUUACAUACAUAUAUACAUACACUUCAGAGAGCUUCAGCUUUAAUACUCACAAACUGUAAUUAAUGUUAGUAGUGUUAUUUAAUGGAAACAUAAAUGCUCAGCAUGACUGGUAUAAUCUCACACAAAGAAGAAACUGAGGAUAUGAAGGAAAGCAUUAUCUCUCUGCCAUAGAAAUUUAACUGAAGAUUUGAAUGUUCAGAGUAAUGUAGCCUCUUCAGACUCUCUCAUAUUCACUUAGUUUUCUCUGUAGAAUAAAUUUGAGUGAUAGUAAUAUAAAAUACUUAUUCAAAAAUAAGACUGGAUUUAUAAACUAAAUUAUUUCUACACAGAAGAUAAACUGAUAGUGUAUCAAAUUGUCAAUAUGCAUUUUUACUUCUAGGAAUCUUGUUUUAAACCUGACUUGGAGAUGGUCUAACAGCUACUGAAAAUAACAGAGCUUUUUCUUUCUUUUCAAGGCACUAAAGGCUAGAGACUUAACAUUCCCAAGAGAAAAAGAGUUUGAUGACAUAAUUAAACUGUGACUGCUGUUAUGAGUAGUCUUUAUCCAUCAGAAUGGAAUAGUAAAUCUAUGGGAAAGUUGUAUUAAACCUUAAAAUAUUUAAACCAAGAAAAUAUUUGAGAAGUGUGCAAAUUUGCUUUGAAAACCAUAGUAUUUAGAUGAUUGUAGAUGAUUUAUAGUCAAUUUCUAUAGAUCUUCUUUAAUAAUCCAAUAUAAUUCUCUGUCAUAAAUACUUCUUUGUUCAUUCACUAUGUUGUCCAAAGCACGUAUAAUAAAAUACAUCAAGGCUUUCUGUUUUCUCCAGUGUUACCAGUGUUGUUUUAUGCAUGAGCAUACUGUUCACACAACCUUUAAAUGAAAGGAAUUCCAUAUGGUAGUUAUUCAAUCAAUGGAAAAAAAUGUUGAGUGUUUGGUACUGAGGAGUAAAAUAUUUAAGUGUUAUCACAUAUCAAGAAUAUGACAUUAAUUUAAAUUAUGUAAAUAUAGAG
Messenger RNA from Rhea pennata, 2972 nucleotides. It is a transcript of the gene BDKRB2, whose product is annotated as bradykinin receptor B2. Lineage: Eukaryota; Metazoa; Chordata; Aves; Rheiformes; Rheidae. Gene Ontology annotation, cellular component: external side of plasma membrane; membrane. Gene Ontology annotation, biological process: calcium-mediated signaling; smooth muscle contraction; cell chemotaxis. The coding region runs from base 128 to 1273 and encodes 381 amino acids. The record is from RefSeq and is a predicted model, not a curated record. The transcript has 3 exons. Gene Ontology annotation, molecular function: bradykinin receptor activity; C-C chemokine binding; C-C chemokine receptor activity.